AUGUCGGCUCUCCCCGCCUAUGAGUACACAUCCCUUGGAAGCCUUCCAGAGAGCGGUCGAGUGAACGUGUAUGGUGUUGUUCGUAAUGUGACUGCUCUUGACAACGGUGGAUUCGUCGUUAAGGUUGAGGUUGGCUUUUAUCGAAAUGAACGAGCUCUUGUUGUGGAAGUGGGUAGUUUUGGAUGUCAUGCUGUGUCGUGGAGAGGAGAUUUCGACGCUCCUCUGCAGUUAACCUCGAGCACGUGUACUGUGUCCAAGCAGGACAGCGUCAGAGUCUUAGGUGUAUAUCGAGCCAAAGGUGAUGCGUUUACAGUGUUUCUAAGAGUCUGGGAUGGAACGAAACCGAGGUUCGCUGCCUACCGGAAUAUGUUUCAUGCUGGCAGUGAUAGUAUCGAGACAGCUUACUGCGAAAUUCAACAGUUUUUGUUGCAUGUAAUCGAAGACUAUGUUAUUGACGUGUGCUGUUAUGGUGAUUGGGCUCGAAAGGCCAUGGGACUUAAGGCAAAUUCUGUCGGGGACAUUGUAUUUCUGGGAAACAUACGUAAUUACGUAUGUCAUUCGAAUAAAUUAUCAGCAGUGACACUACACGACGGUGGUGCGCGCUUCAAUCGAGCUUUGAAUGUUGUCAAUGAAAGUGACGAACUAACGCCUUUGUUUUCGGAGGAACCCCAAGCUCGAUCUACACCAAAAGCUAGUCCCAAUCCAGUUAACGUAGUAAAGGGAAAGGAAAUUGCUCUUGUUGACGUGAGUUUGCAGUUAUUGCAGGGUUUUUAUAUGAAUGCUUCCUUAGGGCAGUCGUUGUUCAUGGUAGUAGUCUGCUUCGAACAUGAUGACGUUCGCCAGUCCUUUCUUGAAUUCCUAAAGGCGUUUCCAUCUGUGAAUGCAGGCUGUAACGCUGCUGCUAACAUUUCAUUUUCGCGUAAUACUUCUGUAAUAAAUUCCGAAUUACGUGGGAAAUCUGCUACCCCAGUUGCUACUGAAUCUUCUCCGAGGAAAAGGCGCCGGAGGUCUAUCGUUGAAGGAGAACGAGUUACUGCAGAGGAGGUAGCGGUUACUGGAGAAUUUUCUGAAUGGCUGGACGCCCGCCAAGGUCCUUCAAGAGCAGAGGCAAACACUACUCAACCACAAAUGCUUCCGAGAAAUAGUAGCAGUUCCAGUGAUUUGGCCGGGAUUAGUUCGCCUUGCAUCGCUCAGACUGAAGAUCAAAUUCGUAAUCAAGUUCUAAAUAGCGAGGAAGAUAGUAUUGUUGAUGGUGAAACUGUCAUUGUUGAUCAACAUCUUGAAGAAAUUUGCGGUAACAGUGUGUUUUCCCUCGAAAUACUGAGAUUCUUGGACGAUCUAGUACGACGCAAUCUUCCCAAGUCGGAUGAAGUGUUAAGGAUUGCUGCGUUCCAUAAUAAGAUAAAGCAAAAACUUCUGGAAACUCUUUUUGAGAAAAAGUUGGCUGAACUAGAUGGAACGGAAACAGGUGGGAUCGAACUAGUAGAAGAGAUGGAGGAAAUUCUCAAGAUGAACGUUGGAGACCACGUUGAUUUUGUGAAGUGA
This is a messenger RNA of Angiostrongylus costaricensis, 1545 nucleotides long. The record is from the annotation of a GenBank genome assembly. Lineage: Eukaryota; Metazoa; Nematoda; Chromadorea; Rhabditida; Metastrongylidae.